GGGGGACCCAGACCCUCCCCACAACAAAACCUGCGCGCAGGCGGCUGGCGGUUCGGCGGUGGUCCCCGCCCUCUUGCCACCUGCCACCACCCCCGCCGCGGCCGCUCCCGGCCCUGCGCGGCGCUCCCCUGCGCUGCCCCAGGGUCAGGCGGAGGACCGCCUGGGCCUUUGGCAAACUUCUCUCGCCGACACCGCGCUGCCUCGCGAGACCCGAGGCCGGGCCGUGGCCGCAGCGAGCAGCAGGAAGGGAGCGGCCGCUGCGGAGGACGCCCGGCCGACUUGGUGCCGGCGGCCCUCCCUGGUUGGGCCCAGAGGGCGGCGGUGGCGGGCCCCGCGGCCUUGUUUCAGUACGGAGCCUGCCGGAUACCGGACCUGGCGGGGAAACUGCAUCCGCGGCCAGACCCCCGAACCCUUCAGUGGCAGCCACUGUCCAUCCUUGGUACCGGCAAUGGCCUUCUUAUCGCCGGAUGCACUUGUGACUGAUUUGGACACGGAGUAAUAAGAACACAAUCGCUUCCAACCCCAUCCCAGUCACGCCGGCCGUGACCACUUCGACUCAGUUGGGCUUGACUGCUGCUCCUUUUGACUCUGUCCGACUUUGGGGGCACCAUGGACCAAAGUGGGAUGGAGAUUCCUGUGACCCUCAUCAUUAAAGCACCGAAUCAGAAAUACAGUGACCAGACUAUUAGCUGCUUCUUGAACUGGACCGUGGGGAAACUAAAAACGCAUCUAUCUAACGUGUACCCUAGCAAACCAUUGACGAAAGACCAGAGAUUGGUGUAUUCUGGCAGACUGCUUCCUGAUCAUCUGCAGCUAAAAGACAUUCUCAGAAAACAAGAUGAGUAUCAUAUGGUUCACCUAGUAUGUACUUCUCGGACUCCUCCCAGUUCUCCAAAAUCCAGCACCAGUAGAGAAAGCUAUGAAGCAUUGGCAUCCAGCAACAGUUCUAGUUCAGAUCAAUCAGGAUCAACAACUCCAUCAUCCAGUCAGGAACCCCUGUCGUUAGCUGCCAGUUCACCCUCAGAAGGAUUAAGGCAACGUACCCUUCCACAAGCACAAACCGACCCAGCACAGAGUCAUCAGUUCCCAUAUGUAAUGCAAGGAAAUGUAGACAACCAACUUCCUGGGCAAGCUGUUCCUGCUGGGUUCCCUGUAUAUCCUGCUUUCAGCCCACUGCAGAUGCUGUGGUGGCAACAGAUGUAUGCUCAUCAGUAUUAUAUGCAAUAUCAAGCCGCAGUUUCAGCUCAGGCCACAUCAAAUGCCAGCCCAGCCCAGCCUGCUGCUUCACAGCCGCUACAUUUGGCACAUGUUCCUGGAGAAGAGCCCCCGCCAGCUCCAAACCUAGUUGCCCAAGAAAAUCGACCAAUGAAUGAAAAUGUUCAAAUGAAUGCACAGGGUGGUCCAGUGCUAAAUGAGGAAGACUUCAAUCGAGACUGGCUAGACUGGAUGUACACAUUCUCCCGAGCUGCAAUUCUCCUUAGCAUUGUAUACUUUUAUUCUUCUUUUAGUCGGUUUAUCAUGGUCAUGGGAGCCAUGCUACUGGUUUAUUUACACCAAGCUGGAUGGUUUCCUUUCAGGCAAGAAGGAGGUCAGCAACAGGCUCCCAAUAAUAAUGCUGAAGUUAAUAAUGAUGCGCAAAAUGCAAACAACCUAGAACUUGAAGAAAUGGAACGUCUUAUGGACGAUGGACUUGAAGAUGAAAGUGGAGAAGAUGCAGGUGAAGAUGCCAAUGCAAUUCAAAGACCUGGAUUAAUGGCAUCAGCUUGGUCUUUUAUCACUACCUUCUUUACUUCACUGAUACCAGAGGGGCCUCCUCAGGUUGCCAAUUGACCUGAAAAACUGUACCAGCCGCAAAGGGAGGGCCUGACUUUAGGAAAGUGUUUUGAAUAACAGUGCAAUUUCAAAAAAUUUAUAACUUUCUUUUCAUCAUCAUGUACAGAGGUUUUCUUUUUCUUUAAGCUUCUUAUGCAUAUGAAUAUUUUAAGCACAAUGGACUACUAAAUCUGUGAUUUUUUUUUUUUGAGAUCCUAACAGAGUAUAACAAUAUUGGUCUUCCAGGUUUUAUUAAUUUCAAUUAUGUAUAUUAUAUCAAGACAGACUUAUUUGUGUAUCUUAUUUCUUUAAAGAGCUGCUUUACAUAUAAAUGUCUAUAACUGGUAGCCCAUCCCUUCAGUGUGUUAUUUGAAUAAAUAUAUCUAUUUUCUGUGAAUUGUUCUGAAAGUUUUAAACAAAUGACCUCAUAGUUUUUAAUAAAGAAUAUUAUUUACCUGAAAUGUGCUAGUAGAAUCUUGCCUAACAGAAAGCAAUAAACUUCUCAACAAUUUAAAUUUGACACUGAGUAAAUAAUGAAACUUUCUAUUCCAAGGGCAUAUAUCCCAUAGUUGGAAUUAGUACUUAAAAAAAAAAAAGGCAGCUCUUCAAUGGAAUUAGUAGAGAUAAAAUGUUUGAUACAGGCAGUACUUUUAUAAAAUAAGACAUGCCGGAAAUAACUUCCUGUAAUUUUUUAAAA
Molecule: messenger RNA, 2509 nt
Organism: Condylura cristata (star-nosed mole)
Lineage: Eukaryota; Metazoa; Chordata; Mammalia; Eulipotyphla; Talpidae
Gene: HERPUD2
Product: HERPUD family member 2
Exons: 9
Coding region: 610-1830 (406 amino acids)
Biological process (GO): endoplasmic reticulum unfolded protein response
Molecular function (GO): protein binding
Source: RefSeq, a predicted model, not a curated record